AUGUAAAUGUCAUUGUCAAAGUAUGAAUUUUUGACAACUUGACAUUGGCAAAUAGGUGGAAAAGAAAAUAAAAGUUUUAAUACAUUGUUUAUUUUAUUGAAAAAUGAGUGAUUUAUUUAAAAGUGCUUUCGAAUAUUUCAGCGGACCUAUCACGAAUCAAAGUGAAAACAGUUUUGUGGGGCAAGUAGUCGAAAUAUCCAAUGUAAAGUUAAAAAUUAAAAAAGUUAUAGCUGAAGGUGGUUUUGCAAUUGUAUAUGUUGCACAGGAUGUAGCUACAGGAAAAGAUUAUGCUUUAAAAAGACUCCUGGCAGCUGAUGAGGACACUAAAAAAAAUGUUAUACGUGAAAUUAAUAUCCUUAAGAAAAUUUCGGGUCACCCACACAUAGUGCAAUAUUUAUCUGCUUCAUUUGUUGAUAAGUCUCAAACGAAUCAUGGCCAGUCAGAAUUUUUACUUGUUACAGAGUUAUGUCCUGGUGGAUCCUUAGUUGAUAUUCUUCAGUCACGAACAACAGCUUUUAGUGCGGAGAUCAUUACAAAGAUAUUGUACCAAACAUGUCGUGCAGUUGCUCAUAUGCAUUCUCAAACACCUUCUAUUAUACAUCGCGAUUUGAAAAUAGAAAAUCUACUUAUUAGUUCAGAAGGUACAAUAAAACUCUGCGAUUUUGGAUCUGCUACUGUUGAUGUUUUUCAACCAGAUCUCACCUGGUCAGCCAACCAGCACUCUAGUUUGGAAGAUACUUUGGCACACUUUACAACACCAAUGUAUCGAGCACCAGAAAUGGUAGAUACGUGGAAUAAUUAUUUUAUUGGAGCUGCAGUUGAUAUUUGGGCGUUGGGUUGCAUACUGUAUACCUUAUGUUAUAUGAGACAUCCCUAUGAAGAUAGUGCAAAAUUACGAAUAAUUAAUGCAAAUUAUGUACUGCCACCUGAUCCAAAAUAUGCGUGUUUUCAUGAUAUUAUUAAGGGUUGUUUUCAACCAAAUCCUGAACAAAGAUUGUCAAUAUCGGGUAUUUUAGAGAGAUUAGCAGCUAUUGCAGAAACAAAUUCAUAUGAUUUGAAAGGUUCAUUACCUUUUAAAACAGCAUCAACAAUGGAUGAACAGGGAAAAGAAAAUGUUGGAGUUAAUAAUUCUUCUGUAGCUACAGAAAAAGUUCCACCACCAAGACCUACUCAAAGACCGAUCUCAGAACAUAUUUCCAAUGUUCCAAAGCCUGAAAGACCACCACCACCUAGUAAUCAGAAUAAUAUAGUACAUAAUCAGAAAAGUUCUUCUGCACAACCUCAAACUUCUUCACGUCAACAAGAGCCUAAGCAAGCCGGUUUAUUUUCUUCUCUUAAGGGUGGCGCCGGUAGUUUUUUAAAAAAUCUCAAAGAUACAAGUUCAAAAGUAAUGGCCACAGUGCAGCAGACUAUGGGAAGAACAGAUCUAGACAUACAUUAUAUAACUUCAAGAAUCAUUGUGAUGCCAUGCCCCUCUGAGGGGUUAGAAUCGGCUUACAAAACUAAUCAUAUAGAAGAUGUGAGGCUCUUCUUAGACUCGAGGCAUCCUAACUACAGAUACUCUGUGUAUAACCUAGCCAACAAGCAAUCUCAGUCAAGGUUUGGGCAGGCUAGAAUUGUAGAUUGUUCAUUUGCUUAUCCCGAACAUUUUAAGGCGCCACUACUUAAUUCCGUAUAUCAGCUUUGCGAAGAUAUUUACCAAUAUAUAGCAGGGGACAGUAGAAACGUGGUAGUAAUACAGUGUACAGAUGGUAAGGCUGUUUCAGCGACUCUGGUAUGCGCUUUAAUGAUUUAUGCUGGAUUAUAUGAAGUGCCAGAGGACGCUUUACAAAUGUUUGCUGUCAAAAGAUGUCCCCCAGAUAUGAGGCCUUCAGAACUGAGAUAUCUUUAUUAUCUAGCAGAUAUAGUUAGAAACCCGCCUUUGUAUCCUCAUUAUAAUCCAGUAACAUUAGUUUCUCUUCAAAUGCAACCUGUUCCUUUAUUUACUAAAGUAAGAGAUGGUUGUAGACCGUACAUAGAGAUUUAUAGUGAAAAUCGUUGUAUGUUGUCUACACUUCAAGAUUACGAGAGAAUGAGACUUUUUAAUAUAUCAGAUGGAAAAUGUUUGCUUCCUAUUAGUACCACUGUUUGCGGAGAUGUAUGUAUUAUUAUUUACCAUGCUAGAAAUGUUUUUGGCGGAGUUAUGACUCAAGGUAAAGCAACCGGAAUCAAAAUUUGCCAAAUUCAAUUUCAUACGGGCUACAUACCAGAGGAAGAAACGUCAAUCAGGUUUUCAAAAUCAGACCUGGACGAGUUGUCCGAUGGCCAAGAUCAUUUUCAACAAAGCUUUACAAUAACCUUAAAUAUUUUUGUGACUGAUACUGAAAAAAGACCCUCUCAGCCAGCGCCAUGGCAGACCGAUCAAACCGAUCGUAGUAUGGAUACUUUAUUUACUUCACAAAUAGAGAAAGAUGAAACGAUAGAUAAUUUUAAAAGCAAACCAAGCAGAAAACCUGUCCAACGUCCUCCUAGACCUGAGAGACCCAUAGCAGAACCUGGUUUUGCUUCUUCACCUAGUCAUCCAGAAGUUAAAGACGUCCCGCAAAAAGAGAAUCUAAAAUAUGACAUAGAUAUCAUUGAGACGGAAUCAAACAUCAAAAUAAUUGAGGAAGAAGUAGACUUACUUAACUUAAAUACUAAACCUUCUACAACAGAGAAUGUUAUUAAACACUCAGCAAGUUCGAAUUUUGAUCUCCUUAGCGGUUUAGAUGAUAGCCGAUUAAAUGAUUUUUCAACAUUCAACACGAAUCAAUCGAAUAACAAUAACAAGCCUACUAAAUCUAGUACCAAAAGUGAGACGUUUGAUCCUUUUGGGUCUUUAGGAGCUGCCCAAGAUAGCACAAACCUUUUAGGUAAUUGGAAUGGAUUUUCAAGUGCUAGUCCGCAAUCAUCAAAUAAUAAUAAACAAACAACUGGAACGUCAGUUUCACAAGAUAAUUUGCGACAGAAUGACGAUUUCUUUGCCGAUUUUGGAAAUUUGACUGACGCUACAUCCAGUUUACAUAAUGUUACUUCUCAAACAUCUCUUGCGUCGGGUAGUGGUAAUAGAACUCCAAAUGAGGCUCCCAAUACUCCUUAUAAUCAGUCAGCUUCCACAACACCGCAACAUCAUAACAAGUCAACUGGAGCUCCAGAUUAUAACAGGGUACAUUUUGAACCGUUGAGCAGCAAAUCAAAUUCCAAUAAAGAAGAUCCCAAUGUAAAACCAAAAAGUGACGACAUUUUUGGCGAUCUGCUAGGUUCGCAAGGUUAUUCCUUUACAGCUAAGAAAGAUAACAUGCCUAGAACGAUAAAUGCAAUGAGAAAAGAAGAAAUGGCUGUUUAUAUGGAUCCCGAAAAAUUAAAAGUUAUGGAAUGGAAAGAAGGAAAAAAGAACAAUAUUAGAGCUUUGUUGUGCUCAAUGCAUACUAUUCUAUGGGAUGGCACUAAAUGGAAUAAAUGUGAAAUGCAUCAACUAGUCUCGAGUACCGAUGUGAAGAAAGCGUACAGGAAAGCGUGUCUUGCAGUUCACCCUGAUAAGCAAGUCGGAACCGAAAAUGAAAAUCUCGCAAAACUCAUAUUCAUGGAACUUAACAAUGCUUGGAGUGACUUUGAAAAUGAUAAGUCCCAACAGAAUAUGUUUAAUAGUUAAAGUUUAUCGAACUUGUUAUGUAGUCAUUCCAUUCGACAUUACUUUAGGUUUAAAGUGCUUGCAAAAAAACAUUAUAAUGUAUUUUAGAGCCAAAGGUCGUGAUUCUUUUGAAAGUUACUAAUUCGUUUUUAAUUUUUAACAUUUGGUACUUACAUAGUUUUAUGUAUAAUAAUGUAAUAUAGAACUUUUAUUUGAAAAGAAAUCACAAUCUAGGUUCUAGGUGAUAGUAGGGAUUUAAGAAGCAAUGUUUUCGUUAACUAUAGAUGUAUUUACACAGACAUGUACAGGGUAGUUCAUCCAAGUGACGAACUCAAUUUAUUUUUUUUAGAAAUUAUGUAAAUAAUUUUAAAUUUAUUUCAUUAAACUUUGAAGGUUAUUUGUUACUACUAGCUUUUACGUCCCACUAGUCAACUUGCAUACCCAACAAUGUUGCCGUUUGCUGUCCCUUAAUUUCGCAGUUCUGCCCGCAUAUGAACGAUAAUCGAUCGGGUAUUUCACGUGCAUUCUAAACAAAAAAAACUUACCCCUGAUACAAAACAAAGCAAUCAAAUCACGCGUACGGCGUGUUUUAUUUCUAUUACAUAUUUACAGGUAUUUUUAAAAAAUAAAAACAGCUCUAAAAAAAUAAAAAAGUUGUAUACUUGUGGGACACGAACCUGGGACCUCUCGAUCCUGAAGCCACGGCCUCACCAAUGAAUCCACAGCUGCUUGCGAAAUUGGCUAUAGCUAGGCUUUAGGGUUGAUUCUCACUAUACCUUCCGUUUCCAUUCCAUACCCGUUCCGUAUUUUUUAUUGUAUUGACAAUAUACGUAAGCUUCCGUUCCG
Molecule: messenger RNA, 4495 nt
Organism: Sitophilus oryzae (rice weevil)
Lineage: Eukaryota; Metazoa; Arthropoda; Insecta; Coleoptera; Curculionidae
Product: cyclin-G-associated kinase
Exons: 17
Coding region: 104-3670 (1188 amino acids)
Biological process (GO): protein phosphorylation; positive regulation of Notch signaling pathway; regulation of clathrin-dependent endocytosis
Cellular component (GO): cytoplasm
Molecular function (GO): AP-2 adaptor complex binding; protein serine/threonine kinase activity; ATP binding
Source: RefSeq, a predicted model, not a curated record